Molecule: messenger RNA, 445 nt
Organism: Spodoptera littoralis (African cotton leafworm)
Lineage: Eukaryota; Metazoa; Arthropoda; Insecta; Lepidoptera; Noctuidae
Source: the annotation of a GenBank genome assembly
AUGGUGGUACCAUUAGCUUAUCAAGUUGGCAAUGUUCGGUAUGAGUGGAAGCAUGGAGUGUCAGCUAGCCCAGCAUGUCCAGCUAGCCCAGCGGGCCCAGCAUGUCCAGCUAGCCCAGCGGGCCCAGCAUGUCCAGCUAGCCCAGCGGGCCCAGCAUGUCCAGCUAGCCCAGCGGGCCCAGCAUGUCCAGCUAGCCCAGCGGGCCCAGCAUGUCCAGCUAGCCCAGCGGGCCCAGCAUGUCCAGCUAGCCCAGCGGGCCCAGCAUGUCCAGCUAGCCCAGCGGGCCCAGCAUGUCCAGCUAGCCCAGCGGGCCCAGCAUGUCCAGCUAGCCCAGCGGGCCCAGCAUGUCCAGCUAGCCCAGCGGGCCCAGCAUGUCCAGCUAGCCCAGCGGGCCCAGCAUGUCCAGCUAGCCCAGCGGGCCCAGCAUGUCCAGCUAGCCCAGUGA